CUGUAAUCACUCACUCGGGAGAGAAAGCUGGCAGUGUCCUUUACCUUUAAACCUCUCUGUACCAAGGAAAAAAUCUCUCACCAAAAGUAGAAAAAUCAGGUACUUGUGAAGUGAAGACGUAUAAGAAGAGAGACAUGAUUCUUAAGUACAUACCACUAGAUGAAGGAAUGAUGAUAAUGGAUGAGGCGAUCGUUAAGGCAAAGAAGAUUAUUGAAGGGUACCCUGAAACAAAGUUCAGUGGAGAAGAAUACCAGAGGUUCUAUGAAUGUGUUUAUUUCAUGUGCACUUACCAUAGCUCUAACGAGAAAACAAUGCAGCUCUAUGAGAAAUUUAGAAACAGCUUGGAAGAGAGCAUCUUUUCAACGGUACUGCCAACCUUAAUUAAUAAACAAGGUGCAAAUUUGCUGAGAGAAUUAGUAGUAAUGUGGUCUAAUUAUAAGCUGAUGGCAAGAUGGUUAUGUAGAUUCUUUGAAUACCUUGAUCGCUUCUUUAUCCCUCAACAUAUUGAGCUCGAGUCAUUGAAUGGCAUCUCAUUUAGUUGCUUCCGCGAUCUGGUUUUCAAGAAGUUAUAUUGUAGAUUCAUUGAUGCAACAUUGACUUUGAUCAAUCAAGAGCGUGACGGACUGCAGAUUGACUGCAUCCUGCUUAAGAAUGUUUUAGAUAUCUUUGAGGAAAUUAGUGACUAUAGCGGAGUUAACUAUUACAAAGAUUUUGAGCAGAUCAUGCUUACAGAAAUCUCUGGUUACUAUUCUCGAUUAGCUUCAGAAUGGCUUCUGUUUGAUUCAUCGGCUGAAUAUGUUCACAAGGUGUUCUGGUGCUUGAAUCGAGAGAAGCAGAGAGCCAGUCAGUACCUACAUCCAGACUCAGAAGCUAAGUUAAUGCAGGUUGUCAGAUAUCAGUUGCUGGACCAAAUUGCAAACAAAUUGAUGGAAAAAAAGCAAGCCGAGAAUUCCGGUCUGGUAACAGAUUAUCAGGAAAUAUUGUCCAAAUGUGCUGGCAUGACCCUUCAAGAGGGAAGUUCUUCAACAUCACCAGAAGAAUGGCUGUCCAAGUUAAUGGCAAGUUCAGCACAUAUAUGCUAAGUUUGUGUUGAGAGCAUUGUCAACAGAUGCUUGUACAAAUUACUUUGAUAAAAUAUAGUUACCAAUAGCAGAGUUGGUGCUUUGAUGUCUGUUCUUUUGUUUUUUGUUUUUGUUUUAGGCGAAAUUAAGCUUCAGCCGUUCAUUAGUUGAUUAGUUGAAUGAAAUUAAGAUGCUUGUAUUUUGUUUAUGUCGACGAUGGAGUUACUCCUGUAGAGAAUAUUCAUUUGCUAUCUGUAACAAAAACUAAUGUUCUUCUUAUUCAGAAUUUUUAGGCUGAGUGAAAAA
Molecule: messenger RNA, 1367 nt
Organism: Theobroma umbraticum
Lineage: Eukaryota; Viridiplantae; Streptophyta; Magnoliopsida; Malvales; Malvaceae
Product: cullin-1-like
Biological process (GO): ubiquitin-dependent protein catabolic process
Molecular function (GO): ubiquitin protein ligase binding
Source: RefSeq, a predicted model, not a curated record